AUGUCUGAAGAACAAAACUGGUGGCAGAAGUGGACAGACACUGUCAACAUCAAACAUUUGACCACUGUGAGAAAUGCCUAUGAGCCCUUGGGCCGGCAUGAGGAGCAAGUGCUCAUCAACCGGAGGGAUUUCACGAGCAAGAAGGAUGCCUGGGAUAUGCAAGAGUUCAUCACUCGCAUGUACAUCAAGCAGUUGCUGCAACAUCCGGCCUUCCAGCUGCUGCUGGCCUUGCUGCUGGUGACCAAUGCCAUCACCAUUGCUCUCCGCACCAACUCUUAUCUUGGCCAGCAACACUAUGAGUUGUUCUCCACCAUAGACGACAUUGUGCUGACCAUCCUGACGUGUGAGGUUUUACUUGGCUGGCUCAAUGGCUUCUGGAUUUUCUGGAAGGAUGGCUGGAACAUUCUCAACUUCAUAAUCGUCUUUACCUUGCUCAUGGGGUUCUUCAUUAAACAGCUUCACAUCAUUGCAGUCACCUAUACUCUCAGGGUGCUUCGGCUGGUACACGUGUGUAUGGCGGUGAAGCCCCUGGCCAGGAUCAUCCGGGUCAUCCUGCAGUCGGUACCGGACUUGACCAAUGUUGUGGCCUUCAUCCUCUUCUUCAUGCUGGUAUUCUCUGUGUUUGGUGUUACUCUGUUUGGUGCAUUCGUGCCCAAGCAUUUCCAGAACAUGGGGGUUGCCCUGUAUACCCUCUUCAUCUGCAUCACCCAGGAUGGCUGGCUGGACAUCUACAGCGACUUCCAGACGGAGGACAGGGAGUACGCAAUGGAGAUCGGGGGUGCCAUCUACUUUGCCAUCUUCAUCACCAUUGGUGCCUUCAUUGGCCUCAACCUGUUUGUUGUUGUUGUGACCACGAAUCUGGAAAUAAUGAUGAAGACAGGAGAACAGGGACUACAGCGUCAAAUAAUUUUUAGUGAGACCCAGACAGGUGGAGAGGAAGAGAACCAGACUGAUGAUCUGCCUCUGGUUCACUGUACAGUUGCCUGCAUGGAGACAUCUGGUCUCCUCCAGGAACCGCUGGUGGGGGGCCCACUGUCCAACCUCUCCGAAAAAACCUGUGACAACUUUUGCUUGGUGCUUGUGGCAAUACAGGAGAACUUGAUGCAGUACAAGGACAUCAGAGAGGAGCUCAACACGAUCGUGGAGGAGGUGCAUUCCAUCCGUUACAACCAGGAGCAGGAGGAGGAGAUGUUGCACAGGCAUACUUCCAAAAGCCUGUGCUACCAGAGCGAAUCCUCCAUGCGUGAGGUGGCUACCCAGCAAGACUUGAUCUCUGCACUAAUAAGCAGGGAAAAGGUUUAUGAUUCUAACACAAACGUGAAAGUUAGCAAACACAAGUCCAGCCACUGA
Molecule: messenger RNA, 1350 nt
Organism: Nannospalax galili (Upper Galilee mountains blind mole rat)
Lineage: Eukaryota; Metazoa; Chordata; Mammalia; Rodentia; Spalacidae
Gene: Catsper4
Product: cation channel sperm associated 4
Exons: 11
Coding region: 1-1350 (449 amino acids)
Biological process (GO): flagellated sperm motility; sodium ion transport; sperm capacitation
Cellular component (GO): membrane; acrosomal vesicle; CatSper complex
Molecular function (GO): voltage-gated calcium channel activity; calcium-activated cation channel activity
Source: RefSeq, a predicted model, not a curated record